CGAAGUGGAAUGAAGCAGAAAAUCACUACUAAGAAACAAAUUACAUCUAUGCAAGUAAUUGAAGAGCCAAGAUCUUCAGCUUCUAGCAGUAAGUCACAACAUAAAGAAAAAGCUGUGACACAUAAAGAGAGUCAUGGAGAGAAGGUGAUGACUUCUAAGCAGUCAGAACAGAGCACUACCAGACACUACCAUGAAGUUAAUGGAGUAUCAGAAAAUGAAAAGAUGUCAAGUCUUACUGAGACCCAGAAGAAAAAUAUCAGCGUUGUGGAGAAAGAACCACUGAAAGAAGUUAAACCUUCUGUUGAUAGAGCCAAAGUGACUCGAACCUUCAGUCAGAGCCAAAAGGAUGAAAAAGAAAUAUUGUGCAGGAUCUGUGGCCAGCAUGUUUAUCUUAUGGAUAAGAUUAAAGCAGAGAAGAGUGCUUUUCACAAGUCAUGCUUUCGUUGCAAGGAGUGUGGCAAGACCUUAAAUGUGGACACAUAUUCUUCUCAUGAAGGUCAGAUCUAUUGCAAGCUCCAUUUCAAACAGCUGUUUCAACCCAAGGCUAAAUUUGAAGAAGACGCUGGCCCAAGAAAGCCAAGGAAGUUUGAAAUGAUCAUUCGUGAAAAUGUGCCAGUAGAGCUGCCACCAGAUGUUGUUCGAUGUGAUACAAAAGUUGAAGUGGAUCUCCCAUCAGUGCCAGACCUCAGUGAUAUUCGAUCUCGCUUUGAAUCUCCACAGGAAGAAAUACAUUAUGCUUCUACUGCAGACAAAUACUCUCUUCAGAGAUCAGAAAGUAUUAUGCAACGUUUAGCAAAGUAUCAGUCUGCUGUUUCUGGUCAAGAAAAUGGAGAAGUAUCAAGCUCCAGUGAAGAUGAGGAUGAUGAUUUUUCUGUUCUUAGAGAAAGCAAAAAAAAAGAAAAGGUAAAAUUUGAUGAGAUGUCUACUCUGAAGUCCCAAUGGGAGAGUGGUAAGGUUGGCAGGAAUGAAGGAAGAGGUGAAGAUAAAAAAGAGGAACUUUCCAAGCUACGACAGAAAAUAUGCCUUGGGAGAUCUGAGUCUAUGCGUGCAGUAUAUGAACGUGCCUGUAAAGAAUCCGAAGGUGGUGUGCUAUCCAGAACAGAAUCUAUUAAUUUAGGCGGAGAAGUAAAAGCUGUAAGCAUCAAAGAGAAAUUUGAAAAAGGUGACAUGGAAAAUGAAUUGGAACAUGAAAAAAUGGAAAAAGUUCGAAGGGAAAAGGAAGAAGACCUCAGUGUUUUCAAUGAAACAGGUACUGCUGCUGGUGCAAGAACACUUUUCAAACAGAUUGAUGCAACCACCUCAUCUGUGUCUUCUGCUUCGAAUAAGUUACCUUCUACCAACCGUAGGCGAACCCGAGAGACACUCUUCUCCAGUCAGUCAUCUGUUAAUGAUGCUGAUGUUGUGAAAUGUAGCGACCCUGUUUGUAAGGAUGAUAUUGAAAUUGAUGCCUCACAGUUGACACAACGAUUUAAAUUUUUUGAGAACUAUAAAAAUGAACCAAAGGAAAGAAAACGAUUUCAGAUCACCCCUCCCAGGGAAACUAAGAUAGAAGAAUCACCCGAAAGAGAAAUUAUCCGAGACCCGAAUGUUGUACGAUCGUCUGACGCUGCUGAUGAAGUAAUAGUUACAGACACAGCUAAGAAGAUGCUUGAUAAAUUCAAGCAGUUAGAGAAUCAAUCUGACAUUGAUGAUGUUCCAGCUGGUCCUAAGCCAGUCAAACGUAUCACUCCACCACGAGAGUAUACUAGAGUUGAUGAUGAACGUGAAUCUUCACCAGAGCCAGAAAGAGACCCUAACAUUAUUCGUUGCAGUUACAAAACUGAAGAUGACAUAACGUGGGAGGCUGAUAGAGCCAAGUGUCUCCGUGCCAAAUUUGAGCAAUGGCAGCAUGAAAUUGAUAAAGAAAAUGUUAGAAAUGAAGAAGAAUAUAUGCCAGAAAUAGAUACUGCAAAGAACUUGCGGGCCAAGUUUGAAGCAAUUCGGGAAGAAAGCAUUAAACCAAAAGAGAAACCAAAGCCAAGAGUGAGGAGAUUUGUUUGAGCUCACUCAAGGUUGAAGGUCGUGGAAUUUCCAGCUGUUCCAUGGAAAGAGUAGAAUCAAUACUGUGUUGAGAAGAGUAACAUUUCUUGGAUGAUGGAGAGAAA
Messenger RNA from Limulus polyphemus (Atlantic horseshoe crab), 2144 nucleotides. Its product is annotated as F-actin-methionine sulfoxide oxidase MICAL3-like. Gene Ontology annotation, biological process: actin filament bundle assembly. Bases 10 to 2040 code for a protein of 676 amino acids. The record is from RefSeq and is a predicted model, not a curated record. Gene Ontology annotation, cellular component: actin cytoskeleton; plasma membrane. Gene Ontology annotation, molecular function: actin filament binding. The transcript has 10 exons. NCBI's taxonomy places the organism in Eukaryota, Metazoa, Arthropoda, Merostomata, Xiphosura, Limulidae.